CAGAUACCGACAACAGCUGUCAACUUGCACUUUCCGUUUGCAAAUAUUGACAGUCCUAAUUUUUCACUCGAACGUCUUCUGUACAGAAUUCCAAAAGAUGUCUACAAGAAGGGCACUGCAUUUUGUGUUCAAAGUUGGAAACAGGACGGAAACUGCUAAAUUUUACAGAGAUGUUCUUGGCAUGAAAUUUCUGAGACAUGAAGAAUUUGAAAAAGGAUGUGAAGCGGCAUGUAAUGGACCUUAUGAUGGCAAGUGGAGUAAGUCGAUGGUGGGGUAUGGUCCAGAGGACAAGCAUUUUGUUGUAGAGCUGACUUAUAACUACGGCAUCGGUACAUACAGACUGGGAACAGACUUCAGAGGAAUCAAUAUUUCUUCUAAAGAAAUGUUCAAGAAAGUGAGUAAUUGUGGCGAUGCUGUAGCAGUAGCUGGUGGAAAACAAGAGGUGAAGUCUCCUGAUGGGUACAGCUUUAUAGUAGAAGACAGGGAUUGUCCAGGAGACCCAGUACAAAGUGUGUGUCUAGGGUGUUCUGAUCUGUCAAAGUCUGUUGAUUUCUGGUCUCGACUGUGUGGUAUGAAGAUUUACAGACAAGAAAACAAGUCAGCACUGUUAGGAUUUGAUGACAACCAGUGUAAACUUGAACUCCAAGAUAUCGGUACAGAUGUUGACCAUGCCACUGCCUUUGGACGGAUUGCUUUUUCCUGUCCUCGUACAGAGUUGCCAGAUAUAGAGAAGAAGAUGAAGGAAGCUGAGCAGACUAUUCUCACACCUCUGAUUAGUCUGGACACACCAGGAAAGGCUACUGUGGAAGUUGUCAUCCUGGCUGACCCAGACGGCCAUGAGAUAUGUUUUGUUGGCGAUGAAGCAUUCCGUGAGCUGUCUCAGGUAGAUGAUAAAGCUGACAAGUUACUUGAUCAGGGAGUAGCAGCAGACAAAAGUGAUGAGUGGUUCAAAAAGAAAGGACUAACUAAGGGCACAGCAUGAUGAUUCUCCACGUAUCAUGAUGAUUCCCCACGUAUCAUGAUGAUUCCCCACAUAUUGACAUUGUCUGUUCGAAUACUUGAUAGUAUUAUCAUGUGAUUACAUUGUACUAGUUGUUUAAACGUUACAUGUAAACACUAAAUAUAUCAUUGGUUGUGCCAUUUGAACUUCUGUUGUAAAAUAUACUUUUGGUGCUAUAACCAGUUAACUUAGAGUAGCAGUGGACGAGGGACUAGGUAGUAAUAUAUUCCGACUUCAAAUACUUAAUACUGUAUACAAUGUAUGUACUUCAAUGCAUAGGAUCUACAAUAUUUACUCACAAAAAACAUCAUUUGUUCUCAUUGAUAUACCUAUUUAAUUUGCAAUGAAAAAACAUAGGAAACUUUCUUUACCUAGUUUAUUUUACGAGAAAUGCAAAUUUGUAUGUUAGAAAUCGGUUGGUAAUCAUCAUUGGUUUGGUAAUAAUGAAUUGGGAUAAAACAAUUGUUGGUAUUAUUUCCUGAAUUACAGUUAUGACAGUGACAGUGAAAAUAAAACAAUGUCAUGUUUUUUA
Molecule: messenger RNA, 1532 nt
Organism: Pecten maximus
Lineage: Eukaryota; Metazoa; Mollusca; Bivalvia; Pectinida; Pectinidae
Product: glyoxalase domain-containing protein 4-like
Exons: 10
Coding region: 98-982 (294 amino acids)
Source: RefSeq, a predicted model, not a curated record